CUCAGCCACGCUGCCUAUCACUUUCAAGUGCUUGUUGGAGAAUAACCAUGUUGACAGGAGGAUUGCGAGGUUUGUGCUGCCUGUGGGAGCCACCAUCAACAUGGAUGGGACAGCACUCUACGAGGCGGUGGCUGCCAUCUUUAUUGCGCAAGUAAACAACUAUGAGCUGGACUUUGGGCAGAUUAUUACUAUAAGUAUCACAGCCACAGCUGCCAGCAUAGGUGCUGCAGGUAUCCCGCAAGCUGGCCUGGUGACAAUGGUCAUUGUUCUGACCUCGGUUGGGCUCCCAACAGAUGACAUCACAUUGAUUAUUGCUGUCGACUGGGCACUAGACAGGUUUAGAACAAUGAUCAAUGUCCUGGGAGAUGCGCUGGCUGCUGGGAUCAUGGCCCACAUCUGCCGGAAGGAGUUUGUCAAGGAUGGUGAUGAGGUGCCAUUGAUCUGUGAAACUAAGCCUAUUAACAUCCAUCAGAUUGUGGCUUACCAGAGAAAUGGCUGUGUGAAGACCAUGAAUGAAUCUCGUGGACCAGAAACAGUGAAAGGGUUUCAGCACCACAUACCUGUACAAGUGGAGCAAGAAGAAAGUCCAGUGGAGAAUCAGACUAAGAAAUCCAACAGUAAAGACCACUGCACUAUUGAAAUAAAUGAACUAGAAACAAAUGUGUAA
This is a messenger RNA of Balearica regulorum gibbericeps (East African grey crowned-crane), 667 nucleotides long. The record is from RefSeq and is a predicted model, not a curated record. Lineage: Eukaryota; Metazoa; Chordata; Aves; Gruiformes; Gruidae.